GUUUUCAUGACCCAUACGCAUAUACACGUUUCUUUUGUAAAACCCUAGAUUUGUAUCUCCUUCUCCUGUACUCCUCAACUCUUCACCCUUCUGAUACAAUCUUCAUCAAACCCUAGCUGUUCCGUCUUUAAGCAUUGCAUCCCGGAGAUUUCUUAAUCCGCAUAUAUAUUCUCUUCCUCAUUUGAAUCCAGUGUUUUAGACCUAGGUUACCCUAGCUGUUCCGUCUUCAGGCAUUGCAUCCCGGAGAUUUCUUAAUCUGCAUAUAUAUUCUCUUCCUCAUUUGAAUCCAGGUAUGUUCCGUCUUCAACCACGACGUUUGAUUUACUAACAUUCAUCUAAUAUUUGAGUUUGUUCAUAGAUUAGGGGUUUUUGAUGAUUCUCGAUUGUUACAACUUGCGUUUCUGUUGAUUAUCUUCUUGGUAAUAAUAUUAUCAUACUCAAUUGUUUAUAGUGGUUUUAUGUUUAUCGGUUUCUGUUUAUUGAUUACCAAGAAAACCUAAAUUGAGCUUCAAUUAAUUUCAAUUGUAGUGUUUUAGACCUAGGUUUUUAAACGUGAAGUUGAUACGGACGGUUACUUAGUUUGAUCUAACCCUAGGCACUAUAUAUUGAUAUUUGAAUUGAAUUUGAGGUUAUUUCAAUAUUACUGUAUUUGGUUAAUAGUUUGAAAUUGAUAAUAAGUUUGUUUGGUUUUGUUAAUUGUGUGAUAAUUGGUUUUGAGUGAUUGGAACGGAGUGCUAGGAGUACGUUUCCAGAUCUGGUUAACUUUGGAGUUGCAAAGUUGAAUGGAUUUAGGCGUGUGGUUGCUCAUGUUGCUAUGAUCUUCUUUAAGCGUGGGAUGGCCAAGCCUGAGACGAAGGAAAUUUCAAGCUUGAGUGUGGAGCCGUGCGAAGGUGAAUCACUUACAGUUACUGUUUCUGAGAUUAACAAGUCAGAGAUUCCAUCCUACAUUGAGAGCGAGCACGAAUUCCGUUUUUUGGCUGUGCUUUAUACCCACUAUAGUGACGGGGAAUAUUUCCAGAAUAGAUGCAAAGGAAGCCAGGAGAUAUACCAUGAGCGGUAUGGACGAUUUGGUAUUGACAAUAUCUGGAGAGACGAUGUCUUGCCAUGUUGUGUUUAUUGUCGGCAUUGACUUUGACAAGGACAGAUGCUCAUGUUUUAUCAGACGAGAUCUGCAAGAAAACUUUCGUUUUGAGGCGUUAUGCUCUCUAUUUGGAUUACUAGGAGUAUUCUUAAAUUGUUUUGCUGAAGUGUUUAAUGCUUAUUUUUAUACCAGAGGUUCGAUUAAAAGCCAAGAACAUACUGCAAGAUUUUCAACAAAGAUUAUUGCUUUGAUCUUUUGUUUGUAGGGCGAGACCUGUUGAAGUUUGGGCAUUUCGAUUCCAUUGAGAUUAAACUAGGUAAGAGAAUUGAUUCUAAUGUGUGUCUAAUUGUUGGGUAGUCUAUUUCUCAAUGAUUUAUUCUUUUUUC
Molecule: messenger RNA, 1467 nt
Organism: Helianthus annuus (common sunflower)
Lineage: Eukaryota; Viridiplantae; Streptophyta; Magnoliopsida; Asterales; Asteraceae
Exons: 8
Coding region: 815-1129 (104 amino acids)
Source: RefSeq, a predicted model, not a curated record